Racocetra persica is the source of this 128-nucleotide messenger RNA. Lineage: Eukaryota; Fungi; Glomeromycota; Glomeromycetes; Diversisporales; Gigasporaceae. The record is from the annotation of a GenBank genome assembly.
CAGUCUCCCCAAUGUUCUGAUCGCAUGAUGAGCUCCACAGCCGCAGCGUAUAAAUUAAGCCAUCGAUUCUGCAAUAAAGCCAAUAUAAAAGUUGUAAGUACGAUCGACUUUAUAGGGAACUCUACAAU